AUGAAAGAUACAUCUAAUGUACAUAUCUCUGAUCUAAUGAAAAGUCUUCGCCUCUCUAAUCCUUUUGAAUUCGAAUCUGAAUCGCCAAAGAUAACAUGCCAAUUAAUGAGCAAUCAUUAUACCCACAAGGACUCGAUGGUGAUUCCAAGUCCAUACCUAAAUCAUGUAAAAUCCCCUUCAAAAUCUUCUACCGUUGCAACUGGAAGAUUCUCUCCCGUAUAUCCACCGCCCAAAUCAUCUUUGCGCCUCAUUUCUCGCAGCGCAUCCUCUCCGAAUAUUCCUGCCCAGAAUUUUGAAGAUUACAAACACCACGACUCGGAUAGAGAUGGCUUGGAAUGCGAGACGACUGAUCGCGAAAGCCCUCUACUUCCAUCUUAUCAGCCCAUUACCUUUCAAGGACCAGAAAGCUACAGCCUUAGUGGUCAUAAGGACGCAUGUCAGAACAAAGACUUAAGCUCCUGUUCAGGCUCGUCAUUUUCCCAGAACAGGAGACGGGAAAGUGUGGCCAGCUCUUCGAAAAUUUCGGCCAGCUCAUAUCGAAAAUCGCUGACCAGUUUUAUUGACAACUUCCUCGAAUUCAAUGAGUCUGAAUACGAUACACCAGAUUUGUCGCAGCCUAAACGAUCACAUUCGCCGAUGAAAAAGAUGUUUGGUGAGAAUGGGUGGCUAGGGCAAUCUCCGAAUGACUUUCAAACUCGGAAUACUCGACAAGCUUCCAAGUCUAGUUGGUCAAAGGAGACGACGUCGAUGAUGGGAAAACUACGCAAUAAAAUAGGUGAGCUUGCGGAAAAGGCCGACCUGAGCCCCUCACCCAGCUCUCGUGGGUCGCGGAGAAGCAAGCAAGAUAAAAUAUCGGUACUUUCCAUUUCCCUCGGGCCGUCUGUCCAGGCCAGAAUCUACAUGGAGAUUGAGCUUAUGCUUGUAUACACGGCCAAUGCAUUCCUCAUGAAAAAUUUUUCACAAGGCCGCAUGUCGGUCGAUUCCAUCAAACGGACCGUCGACGCUUGGCGAAGCAAAGGACGCCCCGUCGUCUUCGAGUUCAUGUACGACCAAGCUACGCAGCGGGAACUAGUCAAACUAAACCAGCACAACUUUUGUUUCCACGGUCGCGGCGGCGACGACGCGCUUCGGGUCAACUCGAUGCUUUACAACUGGAAGUACGUGGCCGGAGUAAUGGCUAUUCGGACCUUCUGUGACGCUAAUACUGUUAUCCUGAAGCUUCUCUUCGAUGUGGAGCAGGUUCUUGAGCUUCUCGGUGCCCAGGACGCCAUCAUGCAACGCUUAAAUCAAAUUCGUAUCGCCGUCUCCGAGCUGACACACCCAUCCCACCAAUCAAGAAAUGUGAAGUCUAUGAGACGGUCCGAGCCAUAG
Blumeria graminis f. sp. triticale is the source of this 1371-nucleotide messenger RNA. Lineage: Eukaryota; Fungi; Ascomycota; Leotiomycetes; Helotiales; Erysiphaceae. The record is from the annotation of a GenBank genome assembly.